CCCCUCGAGCUCUCACCUACCAAAUCCGUCGAAACACGCACAGCGGACAGUAAAACAAUUAUCCUUAAUCCUCCACGUCGUGCUCUACAUCUCAAUGGCCGCCCAUAAAACCCAGUGGUGGCGUGAGCUGAACGGCGCCGAUCCAUUUUCUUCCUCUUCGACAGGAGACAAGCCCAUUACCCCCCUUCCUGUUCCUCCCGCCGCUGCUAUCGUGCAAGAACUUGGUACCAGAGAGUGUGUGUGUGAGAGAGAGGAACGAUUCGUCGGUGCCAUGGCGCCGCCGAAGAGGCAGCUGGCCCUGACGGGCGCCGGCGCAGGCCGGGAGGAGGCGAAGCGCCUGCGCGUCGGGGUCGCCAAAGCCAACGCCGCCGGCUGGCGUGCGCCGACAUCGCCGGCCUCGCCGGGGACGCGGCUCAUGCGGCGGACCGUGCUCGUCGUGCUCUUUCUACUGCGAAUGAGCGACGGGAUCACGGUGACGGAAAGCAUCUCCCAGAUUGGUCGCAUGGUUCAGAGGAAGAUGGAAGGGAUUCAGAAGGUUCAGGCUCUUAUGAUGCGCAAAUUGGAAAAUUUAGAGGAGAAAGUGGAGAGCAUGAGCCAUGAAGUGAAGAAAUUGGCACGUUUGCAUUCCAAUAGACACGCCGAUAAAUACCCAAGAUCAGAACCAUAUCAGGAGGGUGCCACUUUGAGUGAACCGAAUGCCAACAUUCGCCUGCGUUUCCUGGAUGGCCUCAGGACUCCAAUUUACACAGACAAGAUUAUAACAUCUCAGAGCAAUGCGGCUAUCAGGGUUGGCGUCUUUGAUGGUGAAAAAAUGAUCAAUGAAGGCCCGCUUUCGAAGGCGAAAGUUGAGAUCCUGGUUCUCCGUGGCGACUUCUGCAGUGACGGUCAGGAGAGCUGGACUGAAGAGGAGUUCAACAGCCACAUAGCGCAAGGCCGGCACAGGCAAGGGUCAGUGCUGGGGGGCGAUUGCAGUGCGUGGUUGAACAAUGGGGAGGCAUCAUUGGGAAAAAUCCGCUUCAGAGAAGGAUCAUCCAGGACUCCCAGUAGGAAGUUCAUCGUCGGAGGAAGAGUGUGCAUGAACAGGAAGAUCGGUGGUAUUCGAGUCCAGGAAGCUGUCAUGGAGCCGGUCACUGUGCUGGAUCGUAGGAAUGAAGCAAAUGAGAAGAGACACCCUCCAAGAUUGGACGAUGAAGUCUAUCGCCUGGAAGAAAUCUCCAGAGAUGGAAUUUACCACAGGAGGCUUAAGAAUGUUCAUAUCUUCACAGUGGAGGACUUCUUGAAGGCUUUGAAUAAGGACGCAGACGUGCUCCGUGAAAUGGUCCUCGAGAUCAAGAAGCGCAGUAACGCUUGGGAAAGAAUGGUUAAGCAUGCCAGGGAAUGCUGCCUCGCAGACAGGCCUGAGCUCAAAGCAUAUCACAGUGUAGAGGGGAAUGUGGUGAUCUUCUUCAAUUGCGUGCAUGAUCUUGUUGGAGCAAUUUUUUAUGGUGUUUACGUUUCACGGGACAAUUUUGAUCCGGCUAAGAAGGCUCAAGCGUAUGAGUUGAAAGAGUGUGCGCGCGGUCAGUUGGACAUCCUUCCGUUUGACUAUGUGAUGAAUGGCAAUCUUCCUGAACAAGUUCCCUCUAGCACACAUUCUACUCUGGAUGCAGCAUUCAUUCUUGGGCCGGAUGUCGCGCUUCAACCAAAUGAAAACCAGUUGCAGGAUAGGAUCAACAAUAUCACUGAACCAUCUCACCAGAAUGAGUAUAUUCAUGGUGAUCAGAGCACAGUUAACACACAUUAUUUCCAAGGAGAAAGUAUUCUACCAGUUGGUCAGCAGCAACCUACAAUUUUCACUGGUGAAUUGCUACACUGGCCCUACGAAAGUGAGCAAUCGGAUCAGGUCAAGUGAACAUCCAUAGCCAGAUGCAAGCUCCCAUGUCCAUGGAUGGCGGAGGUGUCAUACAGGCAUCAACGUCUGUUCAGCACAACCUUCUACCACAAUUAUUUGUUCCUACUCAAGUCCAAGAAAGCAUGCAUGCCAUCCAUUACUCUGAGAAUCCACCUAACCAUGCUGUUGGACCAUCGACAUGGCACGAUGAUAUUUAUCCCUGAACCGGAGCCUAGCGCCAAUCUAUUUCCCGGACCGGAUUAUGGAAGCUUCUAGCAAGCGAACACUUUCCACAAUGCAGUUUAGACCGUGUACCAUCAUGGUUGUGUGUUGUGUGUCACUAUAACUUAGGUGUCAGGUUGUGAUAUACGAGUAGUAUUACUUUCAGUCUCAAGCAUUGUAAACUGUAUGUUUGGACACAAAAUUGCUUGCCCCUAUUCUUUCCUAUUAGAUGUUUUCAACAUUGUACAAUGAUGUCGUGUGGGAUCUAAGGGUGUGUUGUAACUUAGGCAAAACAUUUUGUUGUCUGCGCGCCCACUUAUGUUUAAUUGAUGUUUAUAUGUUUUGGAA
Messenger RNA from Triticum aestivum (bread wheat), 2440 nucleotides. RefSeq names its product calmodulin-binding protein 60 D. The record is from RefSeq and is a predicted model, not a curated record. Gene Ontology annotation, biological process: regulation of salicylic acid biosynthetic process. The transcript has 12 exons. The coding region runs from base 95 to 1891 and encodes 598 amino acids. Gene Ontology annotation, cellular component: nucleus. Gene Ontology annotation, molecular function: sequence-specific DNA binding; calmodulin binding; DNA-binding transcription factor activity. Lineage: Eukaryota; Viridiplantae; Streptophyta; Magnoliopsida; Poales; Poaceae.